Messenger RNA from Lotus japonicus, 3052 nucleotides. RefSeq names its product FT-interacting protein 3-like. Bases 472 to 2799 code for a protein of 775 amino acids. The record is from RefSeq and is a predicted model, not a curated record. The transcript is spliced from 3 exons. NCBI's taxonomy places the organism in Eukaryota, Viridiplantae, Streptophyta, Magnoliopsida, Fabales, Fabaceae.
AUCCUAGCCCCACAAUCAGACAAAUUAACCAAAGAGAAUUAGAGAGAGAAACACACACAACACAAACACCCAAAAAACAAAAGCAACAUUACACUCAUCUCGUAACAUCUCCUCAAUUGCAAGAGCCAACAACAACACCAACAGUUUCUUUUCUUUUCUCACUCCCCCACUUCUUCACUUUUUCCCCUCCUCUCUCUCUCUCUCUCUCUCUCAAUGCUACCUGGGAAUUCACUCUCUUUGCUCUCUGUGUAGUUCUGCUUUUUCUGCAAAAGUCUUUCACGCUUGAAAGCAACUCCAUUCUAGCAAGGGUAAUCAAUUGGAUCUUGUGGCUUUAAAGAAAGCUCUUGGUUUUCUCUGACGUUUAAGCUGCUUCUGAAAUCAGAGAUCUAGGCUUCUGGGAACGGUUGUGUUGAAUAAUCAAAGUUGUUGCUUGGAUUAUUUUGAAUUGGGUUUCUCAGUUUUUGAACCAAGAUGAUGCAGCGGCCUCCACCUGAAGAUUUUCUGUUGAAGGAGACCAAGCCCCACCUUGGUGGGGGAAAGGUUUCUGGUGAUAGACACACAAGCACCUAUGACCUUGUUGAGCAAAUGCAAUACCUUUAUGUGAGGGUUGUUAAGGCUAAAGACCUUCCGGGGAAAGAUGUCACCGGUGGCGUUGAUCCUUAUGUUGAAGUCAAGCUGGGGAACUACAAAGGCACCACCAGGCACUUUGAGAAGAGAAGCAAUCCUGAAUGGAGCCAGGUUUUUGCUUUCUCGAAGGACCGGCUUCAGGCUUCGGUGCUGGAGGUUAUUGUGAAGGAUAAGGAUGUUGUGAAGGAUGAUUUCAUUGGGCGUGUCUGGUUUGACCUCAAUGAGAUCCCGAAACGGGUGCCGCCGGAUAGUCCUCUGGCGCCGCAGUGGUAUAGGCUCGAGGACAGAAAGGGGGACAAGGCGAAGGGAGAGCUAAUGCUGGCUGUUUGGAUGGGCACACAGGCUGAUGAAGCUUUUCCUGAAGCUUGGCAUUCUGAUGCUGCAACAGUUAGUGGGACGGAUGCUCUAGCGAACAUUAGGUCGAAAGUGUACCUGUCUCCUAAGCUUUGGUAUUUGAGGGUUAAUGUAAUUGAGGCACAAGACUUGCAACCAACUGAUAAGGGGAGGUAUCCUGAUGUUUCUGUGAAGGCUGUUCUGGGGAAUCAGGCCUUGAGGACUAGAAUCUCUCAGAGUAGGAGCAUCAAUCCAUUGUGGAAUGAGGAUUUGAUGUUUGUUGCAGCAGAACCGUUUGAGGAGCACCUGAUUUUAAGCGUGGAAGACAGAGUCGCGCCGAACAAAGAUGAAUUACUGGGGAGGUGUAUUAUUCCUUUGCAGUUUGUGGACAGGAGACUAGAUCACAAACCUGUGAACACUAGAUGGUUUAAUCUGGAAAGGCAUGCUGUCGUGGAGGGAGAAAAGAAGAAAGAAGUCAAAUUUGCAAGUAGGAUUCACAUGAGGAUUUGUCUCGAGGGCGGUUACCAUGUUUUGGAUGAAUCAACUCACCACAGCAGCGAUCUUCGUCCAACCGCGAAACAGCUGUGGAAGUCCGGUAUCGGUGUUCUUGAGCUUGGGAUAUUGAAUGCUCAGGGUUUGAUGCCGAUGAAAACAAAAGAUGGGAGGGGGACAACAGAUGCUUACUGUGUAGCGAAAUAUGGGCAGAAGUGGGUCCGGACUAGGACAAUCAUUGAUAGCUCUACACCGAGGUGGAAUGAACAAUAUACAUGGGAGGUUUUUGAUCCUUGCACUGUCAUUACAAUUGGUGUAUUUGAUAACUGUCAUUUGCAUGGUGGUGAGAAGGCUGGAGGGACAAAGGAUUCGAGGAUCGGGAAGGUAAGAAUUCGUCUUUCCACCCUUGAGACAGAUAGAGUCUACACACACUCCUAUCCACUUUUAGUCCUUCACCCCAAUGGGCUGAAAAAAAUGGGUGAAAUUCAUUUGGCUGUGAGGUUCACUUGUUCUUCUUUGCUCAACAUGAUGCACAUGUAUUCACAUCCCUUGUUGCCAAAGAUGCACUACAUACACCCUUUGACUGUUACCCAGCUUGACAGCUUAAGGCAUCAAGCUACUCAGAUUGUUUCAAUGCGGCUGAGUCGCGCUGAGCCGCCGCUGAGAAAGGAGGUUGUGGAAUAUAUGCUGGAUGUGGGUUCCCACAUGUGGAGCAUGAGAAGAAGCAAGGCUAAUUUCUUCAGGAUCAUGGGAGUUCUGAGUGCAUUAAUUGCUGUUGGAAAAUGGUUUGAUCAGAUUUGCAAUUGGAAAAGUCCAAUCACAACCAUUCUGAUCCAUAUCUUGUUUAUUAUACUGGUUAUGUACCCUGAGCUUAUCUUACCCACAGCUUUCCUUUACCUCUUCCUUAUUGGAAUUUGGCACUACAGAUGGAGGCCAAGGCACCCUCCUCACAUGGACACUCGUCUUUCUCAUGCGGAUUCAGCACACCCUGAUGAGCUAGAUGAGGAAUUCGACACAUUCCCGACCUCCCGGCCUUCUGAUAUCGUCCGGAUGAGAUAUGACAGGCUUAGGAGCAUUGCUGGGAGGAUUCAGACUGUUGUUGGGGACUUGGCCACUCAAGGGGAAAGGCUGCAGUCUUUGCUCAGCUGGCGCGAUCCGAGAGCCACUGCCCUGUUUGUGAUUUUCUGCCUGAUUGCUGCUAGUGUGCUGUAUGUGACUCCAUUCCAAGUUGUGGCCUUCUUGGCUGGAAUUUAUGUGUUGAGACACCCCAGGUUUCGCCAUAAGCUUCCUUCGACACCGCUGAAUUUCUUUAGGAGGUUGCCUGCAAGAACUGAUUCCAUGCUUUGAGUUAUCACCCAAAAUGAGAGCAGAGUGAGGAAUGCUUUUACUUUCAUUGUUCAGCACCAGAUUUUGUUUUCUGGUUUUAUGCUUGAUAAUGUUGAUGACCUUCUCCUGAAGGCAGUAGUAGAUUUUGGGGAUUUAUUGUUCUAUCAUUAUGUCAUAGGAUUUUCUCUUUUGACUUUUGAACCCUAUGGUAGUCCUUGUUAAUUUGUAGGUUUAAGUUGAAAUUAACUUCUGCAGAAUUAUUCAUGCUUAGUCA